Conger conger (European conger) is the source of this 1185-nucleotide messenger RNA. RefSeq names its product renin (gene ren). The record is from RefSeq and is a predicted model, not a curated record. Bases 1 to 1185 code for a protein of 394 amino acids. Lineage: Eukaryota; Metazoa; Chordata; Actinopteri; Anguilliformes; Congridae. The transcript is spliced from 9 exons. Gene Ontology annotation, molecular function: aspartic-type endopeptidase activity. Gene Ontology annotation, biological process: angiotensin maturation.
AUGCACUGCAGAGGACUAAUUGUGCUGAUCAUGACUGUGACCACCAUCCAGGCCUUAAGAAGGAUCACAUUAAAAAAGAUGCCCUCCAUCAGAGAGAAUCUUUAUGAAAUGGGCGUGUCUCCUGGCCAGAUCCUGGCCCAGAUAUCAGAGAAAACUGGAGGAAGCCCCUCCCCCAGCAAUGGGAUAGCCCCCACAACACUGACCAACUACCUGGAUACACAGUAUUUUGGUGAGAUCAGCAUUGGGUCCCCGCCACAGAUUUUCAAUGUGGUGUUUGAUACAGGAUCCGCCAAUCUUUGGGUUCCCUCCGACGACUGUUCCCCACUGUACACAGCCUGCUUUACCCACAAUAGAUAUGAUUCCUCGAAAUCCCAAACACAUGUUCCGAAUGGCACAGGAUUCUCCAUCCAGUACGCCGCUGGUAAUGUCAGAGGAUUCCUGAGUGAAGACAUAGUGAUGGUGGGCGGGAUUCCUGUGGUGCAGGUGUUUGCUGAAGCGACAGCCUUACCAGCGAUUCCAUUCAUUUUUGCGAAGUUUGAUGGCGUGCUGGGCAUGGGGUUUCCUGACGUGGCCAUCGAUGGCAUCACGCCCGUGUUCGACCGCAUCAUGUCCCAGCACGUCCUGAAGGAGAAGGUCUUUUCAGUCUAUUACAGCAGGGACCCAAAACAUAUUCCAGGGGGAGAAAUCGUUCUGGGAGGGACUGAUCCCAACUACUACACAGGAUCAUUCAAUUACAUACGCACCAGUGCCAGUGGCAAAUGGGACGUCACCAUGAAAGGGGUCUCAGUGGGGGCAGAGACACUCCUCUGUACAGAAGGUUGCACCGCGGUGAUUGACACUGGCUCCUCCUACAUCACCGGCCCUGCCUCCUCCGUGUCAGUGUUAAUGAAGGCCAUGGGAGCCACAGAGCUGGCUGAGGGUGGGUACACGGUGAACUGUGAUCAGGUGAAAUCCUUGCCCAACAUCUCCUUUUGUCUCGGGGGUCAGGAGUACCCACUGACCGGGGAGGACUACAUCCUUUGGCAGUCGCAGUUUGGAGAGGACAUCUGCACCGUGGCUUUCAAGGGUCUGGAUCUGCCGCCACCUACUGGUCCUAUCUGGAUACUCGGGGCUAAUUUUAUUGCCCGCUACUAUACAGAGUUUGAUCGUGGCAACAACCGCAUCGGGUUUGCUCGGGCCGUUUGA